UUAAAGAAUACAAAGAGUUCCAGUGAAGCCGAAGCGGUUUAGCAGCAGCCACUCCCCCGUCGCCGACGAAGCAGCCGUAACACCACCGCCAACAAACCUCCACUGUCACCGCCGCCUAAAUUUUCGACCACCUCCUACACCUAGGUUUACUUUGAACCAAGGAAAGAUGUCUCGGAUAUGUGUGAAGAAUUUGCCAAAAUACGUGGCUGAGGACCGCCUCAGAGAGCAUUUUUCUCAAAAAGGAGAAAUAACCGACGCCAAGCUUAUGAGAACCAAAGAGGGUAAAAGUAGGCAGUUCGCAUUUAUUGGGUUUCGGACUGAGCGGGAAGCUGAAGAAGCUCUGAAAUUCUUCAACAACUCGUACCUUGAUACUUGCAGAAUUACCUGUGAGAUUGCUCGUAAGGUAGGGGAUCCAGACGUCCCUCGUCCAUGGAGUCGAUAUUCUUUGAAGAAAGAAGAUAAAUCAACUGAAGUGGAGAAGAAAGAUAUGGGUGCUAAAAAUUCGAGCCAUGUGGGUUCUAAAGGAGAGAAAUCGAAAAAGGGCAGUGAGAAUGAUGAUCCUCAGCUUCAGGAGUUUCUUCAGGUUAUGCAACCAAGGGUUAAGUCGAAAAUGUGGGCAAAUGAUACAUUGGGAGUUCCCCCUCUUGAUCAUAAUGGGAAAAACAGUGACAAGCAGACUCAAUCUAUGAGGGAAGGCAGAGAUGAGGCAGUUCAAAUGCAAGCUGAUUUAGAUGAAUCUGAUGAAAGAGAAGAUGAGUUAUCAGACAGUCAGAUGGAUACGAAACCUAACAAUCUAGCUCAUGAUGAAGUCAUUUCAGACAUGGAUUACUUCAAGAGUAGAGUGAAGAAGAAGUGGUCAGAUUCAGAAAGUGAUGAUGUUUCAGAAAGUGGUGAUGAUUCAGAAAGUGAUGACGAUUCAGAAAGUGGUGAUGAUAAUGAUGACAACAUUGAUUCUUUUAAUAAGAAAAGCGUUGAGAGUCAAGAUGUUCAACAAGUAUGUCAGCAUGGACAGCACAACACCAUUAAAAACGAUGUUGCCCAAGAGAAGGUUGAUGAUGAUGACCAUUCUGAAGAAUCUGAUGGUGAAAGGAUGGACUCAGGGAACCCAUUGUUAAGUUCAAACGAUGGGAAAGAUGUUCUUGAGACUGGUCGGCUUUUUGUCCGUAAUCUGCCAUAUACUGCAACUGAGGAUGAACUUGAGGAGCUUUUUAGCAAAUUUGGCAAUGUAUCACAGGUUCAUCUUGUUGUGAAUAAAGAUACAAAACGAUCAAAGGGAAUUGCCUAUGUUCUUUUCACACUUCCUGAAUCUGCAGUGAGGGCAUUGGAAGAAUUAGACAAUUCAAUUUUCCAAGGCAGAUUAUUGCAUGUCAUGCCAGCGAGAGAAAAAAAACCUUCUGAGAAACAGGAGGCCAAUGCUUCUGCAAGCCAAUCUUCAAAAACUUUAAAGCAAAAGAGGGAGGAGGAAAAGAAGGCAUCGGAAGCUAGUGGUGAUACACGGGCAUGGAACAGUUUGUUUAUGCGCACUGAUACAGUUGUUGAAAAUAUCGCUAGGAAAUAUGGUAUAAGUAAAAGUGAUUUACUUGACUCUCAAGCCGAUGAUCUCGCCGUACGUAUUGCAUUGGGAGAAACUCAAGUGAUAACGGAGACAAAGAAGGCUCUUAUAAAUGCUGGAGUAAAUAUAGCCUCUUUAGAGGAAUUUGUUGCUGGGAAAACUGAGGGUGCAAAGAGAAGCAACCACAUUCUACUAGUGAAGAACUUGCCUUAUGGUUCAUCUGAAGGUGAACUAGCUAAAAUGUUUGGGAAAUAUGGGAGUUUGGACAAAAUUAUUCUUCCUCCGACAAAAACAUUAGCCUUGGCGGUUUUCCUUGAACCAGCGGAAGCUCGUGCUGCUUUCAGAGGUUUAGCAUACAAGCGUUACAAGGAUGCACCAUUAUAUUUGGAAUGGGCUCCUGGAAAUAUUCUCAGUCAAAAUGCACCUUAUGAGAAUGAUGCAAGUAGAAGUGUCAUUGUUGGUGAACGUGAUGCCAAGAGGAUGUUACUAGAACAACAGGUGGAAGGAAUAUCAGAUGUGAAUAUUGAUCCUGAUAGAGUUGAGUCGCGGUCCCUGUUUGUCAAGAACCUAAAUUUUAAGACGUCUGGUGAGAGUUUGAGAAAGCAUUUUAGUGAACACAUGAAGGAGGGAAAAAUCCGAAGUGUCAGGGUGAAGGAGCACUUGAAAAAAUGGGAAGAAUGUGUCAAUGGGUUUUGGUUUAUAGAGUUUGAUUCAGUUGAGACAGCAGUCAAUGUUUGCAGCAAUUUACAGGGUACUGUUCUGGAUGGUCAUGCUCUCAUCCUGCAACUAUGUCGUGCCAAGAAGGAUGAACAAGUGCUGAAAAAGGUUGAUAAGGAUAAGAGUUCAACAAAAUUAAUUGUGAGAAAUGGCUUUGAGGCAACAGAGAAAGAUCUGAGACAGUUGUUUAGUCCAUUUGGCCAGAUCAAGAGCUUAAGACUUCCAAUGAAGUUUGGAAGCCAUAGAGGCUUUGCAUUUGUUGAAUUUGUCACAAAGCAAGAGGCACAGAAUGCUCUGCAAGCUCUUUCAAGCACUCAUCUGUACGGUCGGCAUCUGGUCAUGGAGAGAGCCAAGGAAGGUGAGAGCUUGGAAGAAUUACGGGCUAGAACAGCUGCUCAGUUUACAGAUCAGAAUCCGACCAAGUUAUCCAGGAAAAGGAAGCACAUGGCCGCAUUGGAUGAAGGCACUGUUAAGUUUGAGAGGAUUGCAGAUUAGUGCUUCAAACAAAGUUUCAUGUAUUGUGAAUGAGAACUGUGUUUUUUCAACCACAUGUUUUAUGAAAUGAAUAUGUAUCUCUUCAUUAAAUCAUACAGGCUCCAUUUUUCCUUGUUGGGAGCUUCUUGCAGUAUCCUUUCAGUAUCAACACCAAGUUUGUUUAUUUCAUUUAUUAUAACUAUGCUGGGCGAUGGUUUGCCUUUGAUA
This is a messenger RNA of Vitis riparia (riverbank grape), 2971 nucleotides long. RefSeq names its product multiple RNA-binding domain-containing protein 1-like. The record is from RefSeq and is a predicted model, not a curated record. Gene Ontology annotation, molecular function: RNA binding. NCBI's taxonomy places the organism in Eukaryota, Viridiplantae, Streptophyta, Magnoliopsida, Vitales, Vitaceae.